AUGUUUAGACAUUGCACAAAUAAGGUUUUCGUUUUCCAACAGGUUGACGCUAACCUUUUAGCAAUCUCCAAAAUGGAACAAAAUAAAGAAACACUUCUGACUGAAAUCAGGAGCCGAAUAAAUGAAAUGAAUUCACGCACAUUAUAUUUACGUAAAUUACCACGAAAUACAAGUCUUUCUCAGCUGAAAGCAUUGUGUCGUAGUUCAGCAAAUGGUCGGUUGCUAAAUCCGUCCCGUCACUUAAAACAUAGAUUAGCACUUAUGGAGUAUAAUUCACGUGAAGCAGCAUUGUCUAGUCUUAAGUCAUUGGGUGACAAAUUCUUUGGAGAUAUUCCUAUUACUGUUGAGUUAUGUUCUGAGCGCUGUAAAUCUCUGUCUAAUAGUUGGAGGCCACCACAAUCAUAUGAAUUGAAUGAAUUUAAUUUGAAUAAACUGUAUGUAGCAGGUAUCAAUCGUCGAUCAACUGAACAGGAAAUUCGGGACCUAUUUCCUAACGCUGAGUCUUUUGACUUCAUUGUACAUGAAGGUGCUUUGUGGCAUUGUCGUGUUAUAUUUACCAAUCAAAAAGACGCUCUUGAAGCAUUCAAUACACGACAUGGAGUUGUCCUCCAUGAUACGCCAAUUAACUUAAACUUUGACCUAAGGAGUCGUAAAUCUUCACUUUUAGUUCGUGCACCAAUCGUUUCAACAAUUACUGAUCCAAAGGUUUUGUCAAACGAAAAGCCGAAAAUGAAAAGCAGAAAAAGUAGUUUCCAUUUAAAUCAGCAACAAAGUCGGGGGAAUAAAUCUCUAACUGAAUCACCGAGUGGUCCUGUUAAGAAUUCAAACCUUGAAGCAAAUAAAAACAAAAGAAAAAGAACCAAAAAUGAGAGUGCCUCCAGUAAUUCAGUUCAGUUUUCUUUGGCUACUAACCAUGGACAUCAAGUUUCUAAACCAGUGCCGAAAAAGCGAAAGUUGGUGUAG
This is a messenger RNA of Schistosoma margrebowiei, 963 nucleotides long. NCBI's taxonomy places the organism in Eukaryota, Metazoa, Platyhelminthes, Trematoda, Strigeidida, Schistosomatidae. The record is from the annotation of a GenBank genome assembly.